AUGCCCGCCGCCUACGAUACAAGACAUAACGUCAUCGACCUAGUUGGAAACACCCCAUUAGUCGAAUUGAAAAAACUACCAAAGGCCCUAGGAAUAAAACCAACAAUCUAUGCCAAAUUAGAACUCUACAACCCAGGUGGCUCCAUCAAAGACCGUAUCGCUAAAUCCAUGAUCGAAGAAGCUGAAUCCACAGGUAAAAUCUCCCCCAAAACUACCACAUUAAUUGAACCAACAUCAGGUAACACCGGUAUCGGUCUCGCAUUAAUCGCCGCUAUCAAAGGCUACAGAACUAUAAUUACAUUACCUGAAAAAAUGUCCAACGAAAAAGUUUCAGUAUUGAAAGCAUUAGGUGCAGAAAUCAUUAGAACUCCAACUGAAGCCGCAUGGGAUUCUCCAGAAUCUCAUAUCGGGGUAGCUAAAAGACUGGAAAGAGAAAUCCCGGGCGCCGUCAUCUUGGAUCAAUAUAAUAAUAUGAAAAAUCCUGAUGCUCAUUAUUUCGGGACUGGUAAGGAAAUUAUGGAACAAUUAAAAGAUGUUAAUAGAUUCCAGGAUUUGAAUGCAGUUGUAGCAGGUGCAGGGACCGGGGGUACUAUCUCUGGUAUUGCCAAGUUUAUUAAAGAACAAAAUGAAAAUAUUAAAAUUGUCGGUGCGGAUCCUGUAGGAUCUAUCUUGGCUUUACCAAAUAAGUUGAAUGAAACUGAUGUCACUUCUUAUAAAGUGGAAGGGAUUGGUUAUGAUUUUAUUCCAAAAGUAUUGGAUAGAUCUUUGGUGGACGUUUGGUAUAAGACUGAAGAUAAACCUGCUUUCAAAUAUGCUCGUCAAUUGAUCUCAAAUGAAGGUGUUCUUGUUGGUGGUUCCUCGGGUAGUGCAUUCACCGCUUUGGUGGAAUAUUGUAAUGAUCAUCCUGAAUUGACUGAAAAUGACGUUAUUGUACUUAUUUUCCCAGAUUCUGUUAGAUCUUAUUUGACUAAAUUCGUUGAUGAUGAAUGGUUAAAGAAAAAUGAUCUAUGGGAUGAUGAUAUCUUACUUCGUUUCAAUAACGAUGGUGGUGAUAACAAGGAAAAGAAGACUGAUAAUGAUGUCUUUAAGAAUGCCACAGUGAGAGAUUUACAUUUAAAACCUGUUGUGUCAGUGAAGGAAACUACUAAAGUAGCCGACGUUAUCAAGAUUUUAAGAGAUAAUUCAUUUGAUCAAGUUCCUGCUUUAACUGAAGAUGGGAAAUUAUCCGGUUUAGUAACAUUAUCACAGUUAUUGAAAAAAUUAUCAAAUGGUACCGUAACCAGAGAUAGUGAAAUUAAGGGAACUUAUCUUGAUUUCAAAAAAUUAAAUAAUUUUGAUGAAGUUUCAUCAUAUAAUGAUAAUAAAUCUGGUAAGAAGAAAUUUGUUAAAUUUACUGAAGAUUCUAAAUUGUCUGAAUUAAAUAAAUUUUUUGAAAAAAAUUCCUCCGCUGUUAUCACUAAUGGGUUGACUCCAGUGCAUAUCGUUACUAAAAUGGAUUUAUUGAGUUAUCUAGCUUAA
Messenger RNA from Naumovozyma dairenensis CBS 421, 1518 nucleotides. RefSeq names its product cystathionine beta-synthase CYS4 (gene CYS4). Gene Ontology annotation, molecular function: cystathionine beta-synthase activity; cysteine synthase activity. Bases 1 to 1518 code for a protein of 505 amino acids. Gene Ontology annotation, cellular component: cytoplasm. NCBI's taxonomy places the organism in Eukaryota, Fungi, Ascomycota, Saccharomycetes, Saccharomycetales, Saccharomycetaceae. The transcript has a single exon. The record is from RefSeq and is a predicted model, not a curated record.